Auxenochlorella protothecoides is the source of this 1710-nucleotide messenger RNA. RefSeq lists its product as hypothetical. The transcript is spliced from 7 exons. The record is from RefSeq and is a predicted model, not a curated record. The coding region runs from base 1 to 1710 and encodes 569 amino acids. NCBI's taxonomy places the organism in Eukaryota, Viridiplantae, Chlorophyta, Trebouxiophyceae, Chlorellales, Chlorellaceae. Gene Ontology annotation, molecular function: protein binding.
AUGCACAGGACCGGGCUGAGGUGUGCGAGGGCCCUCCCUCCUGAUGCAGGGUCGGACACCGGCCCCAACCCCGGCUGGCAGACCUUCUGGACCACCCUGGACGUCACAGCAUGGCUGGGCACCGUGGGGUCCGCCCUGGCCUUCAUCAUCACGGGGGAGAUGAUGCUGACAGCUGCGCCGGUCCUGCUCCCCAUCCUGGCCCUUUACGCCAGUCGGCAGCGGGAGAGGCUGGCAAUCCAAGCCACACAGGCCAGCACGGCGGCGGCGCUGGUCUCCGUCCUGCGGGAGCAGGCGGAGAGGACGGCGCAGGACAACGCCGCGCUCGCCGCCGAGAUGCGGGGUAGCGGGUCUGGGGUGCAGGCGGCCCUCAAACUGGUGGAGGCCAAAUUGAGCACCAUCGAAGCCUCCGUCCUGAGCACCGGGAAGCUGGGCGCGCGUCUGUCCCGCCAGCUGGAAGGGCUGGCGGGGGAGGUGGGCCGACUGCGGGGCGCCGGCUCCUCGGCCGCAGCGGAGGACGUGGCGGGGCUGCAAUCCGCCCUGCGCUCCCUGGAGGCGCGGCUGCAGGAGACCCAGUCGUCCGGCCAGGAGCAGCUUUCUUCCGAGAUCGCCGGGCUCCUGGCCGCCAAGCAGCAGGAGAUGCAGUGGUUCUUCACCGACAAGCUGUGGAAGGAGGCCGACCAGCUCAAGGCGCUACUGGCGAGCCAGGCGGCGACUGGCGUGCGCGGCGCCUCGGCUGCUCCUGGCGCCGACACCGCGGGCCUGCUGGACGCGCUGGGCGCGGAGGUGCGGGAAGCCCUGCGGCAGGUGCGGCAGGAGGAAGCGCAGCAGGACGAGACAGCCCACGAUGCCACGCAGACCAGCAGCGGCAAGAGGAGCGGCGGUGGGGUGGCCGCUGCUCGGGCGCCGGAUCGCGAUCCAGAAGCCUCCCGUUUUGAACCCCUGAAGACUGAUGCCCCAGUGGCCGCUUCCACUGGGAAGAGCCCCAGCCUGAUCAAGGCCACCUACGACCUCGGCCUGCAGCGCCUCAAGGCCGGCCGCAUCCUGGCCUCCACGCCAGGUGCCGACCUGGGACUCGCUGACUCAGCGUUCUGGGAGGCUGCAGCUGCCUUCCAGGAGGUGCUGCAGGACGCGCCGGGGGACCUCAGGGCCACAGGGAACCUGGGCAACGUGCUGCAGGCCCACGGCAGGCUGAAGAUGCAGAUAUGGCGCAGUGUGUCGCGCACACGAGCGGCCGGGGGCGCCCCCGGCGAGGCGGACCGCGGCGCCGUGCUGGCGGAGGCCGCCGCCCGCCUGGCCGCCGAGGCCGGGGACAUGCUGGUGCUGGCGGGGCGACGAUACCGCGAGGUACUGCAGGCAGACCCCGGCGACGCGCGCGCAUUUCUCAAUUGGGGGCGCUGCAUCUGCCUGCGGGGGGAGCUGGCGAGGGAGGCGGGGGGGAGCCUGGAGGAGGCAGCAGCCCUGUUUCAGAAUGCCGCCGACAAGUUUGACGCCGCGCUGGACGCCGAGGGCCAGACCGCCGUCGUGCUGCAGCAUGCCGGCGCGGCGCUGACCGACGCGGCCGACGCCCUGCUGACCCUGGACCGGGCGCAGGCGCGCGCUCUGGCCCAGGACGCGCUGCCGUACCUGCGGCAGGCCCUCGCGCUCGACCCCAGAAACGUCGACGCCCAGGGCAGGUUGACCCAGGUGCGAGCCAUCCUGGACUCCACCUAG